AUGAUUUAACUGCUGGAAUUUAUUUUUGGAGAAACAGCAGUAAAAAAUCAAUUUAUAAUAUUAGGAGUCUGGUUGUAUAUAAAGAGAAGAUGAAAUUAACUCCUUAGCCUAAUAUGUUGUUAAGAAAAUAAAUGAAAUUGAUAUCUAAAUACAAAAUUUUAAAAAUAAUUAGUAAGGUUUUGUUUAUCAAUAUGGUAUUGUAUAUAUAGAUACAUGUAAUUAAAUUGAGAAAGAAUUUAAAUUGAAAUCACCACAUAAUUAUAUUUGGUAUAAAUAAAAAAUUGAAAUAAUGAUUGCUAAAAAAAUAAGAACAUUAGCAAAACUAAAAUAAUAAGUUAUGUAUAAAGCAGUUCUUUAAUAAAUAAAAUAUAAACAGAUUGAUAUUCCUUUGGAAAAAAAUUAAAAUAUUUGUUCAUUAAAUAAAUUAUAUUAAUAGCAUUAUUUAAUGUUUGUUUAAAAUAUCUAUAAGUCUUAACCUAAAACAAUGAAUUGGAUUUUGAUUAAAUAUGAAGAAAAAAUGAAAAAACAUUUAACUUAUUAAUUAAUUGAAUAAUAAAGAACAAAUAGCAAUUAAUUUAACUAUAAAAAGGAAGUUACAGAUUAUAUUCACACUUAUUUAAUUACUCAAUAGUUUUGGUUGCUAAACAAAGAUUAUAUAAUAAAUCUUAUUUAAUUUGUUUAUUAAUUGAAUAAAUCAAAAUUUUAAGAAGUUCAAUAAGGACUUUCAAAAUUUAUUUUAGAGUUAUCUAGUCUAAAUUAAUUUAAAUUAGAUGAAAAUGAUAUUUAGUAGAUAUUUGGUUAAAAAAAUUAAAAUUUAUAAAAAUAUUUUUUUGAAGAUUUUACUGCUAAAUAAACAAUUUAAUUUUUGGUUGAGAUAUUUAUUUUAUUAUCAGGAUUUAAAUUUUAAAAUCAUUCAUUGUUUAUUGAUAAAUAUUAAUCAUCAAGCCAUGCUUUUUUAUUGAAAUUUUGUGAAUAAAUCAAUAAUGGAAAAUGGGAUUUUACUAAUUCUUAAAUUUUAAAGCUGGCUGAUAAAGUUAUAGGAGACAUUCACUAUCAAAUUGUUUAAUAAUUAAAUCUAAAAUUUUAAAAUAAAGUUAUUUUUUAAGCAUUCAAUAAUUAUGAGUAAAUUGUACUUUUUGGUAAUAAUGAAUAAGCUUUAUCCAAUUUUAAACUAAAAAAUUUAGCUUAUUAUUAUUCCUCUUAAUAUUAAAUUACAGCUUCACAAAAUAAAAUUGAUGAAAUUCUUAAUAAUUAUUUUUCAAUAUUUAUCAAUAAAAUUGUAUAAUUAAAACCAAAAGAUUUAGAAAAAUAUAGAAAACCAGAAAUAUUCUAUUUAUAAUCUCUAAGUAAAGGUUAGUUGAGAUCGAAUGUGAUAACAAUAUUUGUAAAUGGAUUUAUAACUUAAAAAAAGCAAAAUUUAGAGAAGCUUUGGCCUUUCAAUUAAGAUUCAUAUCUUGAAACAUUAGUCCUUGGGUGGAGUGCUUCAUGCAUAAGUACUAUUUUUAAAUUUACUGGUUUGAGUAUUCUUUUUUGUGACCCAUUUGUGACAUUUACAGCAGGUGCAAUUUUGGGUGCAGGGAAACUAUUAAGUUAAUUUAAUACAGCCUUUUAAGAAGCAAAAAUAGUGGGAAAAUAUUUAGCUUAUUUUCUUGAUUAAAAUUAAUUAGGAAUUAAAGCUGUAAAUUUGAUUGGCUUUUCACUUGGAACAGUUAUAGUAUAUUAUUGUUUAAAAUAAUUGAUUAAAUUAUAAAAGAAUAAGAUAUAGAUAAAACCCAAUUAAUACAUAAUGUAUUAAUGAUGGGGGGAGUUGCAGAUAAGAAUUUAUUAUAAUAAUUGGAUUUUAGAUGUAUUUCUGGAACCUUUCAUAAUGUUUAUAGUGAAAAGGAUAUUAUUUUAAGUCUUGUUCUUCCUAUAUACAAUAAAGCUAUUACUCCAUGUGGUAAAUAUAUAAAAAAUAUUAACUUAGGACUAAAUCCGGUUUAUAGUAUGCAUCCUAAUGUCAAAAACCAUAAUUUUACUAAAAAAGUGUCAGGUCAUACUUACUAUGAGGGGGAAAUUAUAAGCUAAAUAUUAAAAUUGACUAAUUUUGAUGAUUAGUAUUUUAUUUUUUGA
Paramecium pentaurelia is the source of this 2112-nucleotide messenger RNA. The record is from the annotation of a GenBank genome assembly. NCBI's taxonomy places the organism in Eukaryota, Ciliophora, Oligohymenophorea, Peniculida, Parameciidae.